Messenger RNA from Cyprinus carpio (common carp), 1128 nucleotides. RefSeq names its product ORM1-like protein 1. The record is from RefSeq and is a predicted model, not a curated record. Gene Ontology annotation, biological process: negative regulation of ceramide biosynthetic process; ceramide metabolic process; intracellular sphingolipid homeostasis. Gene Ontology annotation, cellular component: endoplasmic reticulum membrane. Lineage: Eukaryota; Metazoa; Chordata; Actinopteri; Cypriniformes; Cyprinidae.
CGCCAAUCUCGCGAGGUUUGCGCUCCUAAUCCCGUUAGCCGCGAUAGCCGUUGUGCUAGCGGAGUGGUUGCAGUGAGUCAGUCCGCAGUGCGCGCAGCGGAGGCCGGCAGCGCUCCAGCCUGCUUCACCCGAACGCAAACAAGAAAAGCAAGAUGAACGUCGGUGUGGCCCACAGUGAAGUCAACCCAAACACCCGUGUGAUGAACAGUCGAGGGAUAUGGCUGACAUAUGCGCUCGGCGUAGGAAUGCUUCACAUUGUACUGUUGAGCAUUCCUUUCUUCACUGUUCCUGUUGUGUGGACCCUCACAAAUGUUAUUCACAAUUUUGGUAUGUAUGUGUUUAUGCAUGCAGUGAAAGGGACACCAUUUGAAACCCCAGACCAGGGCAAGGCAAGACUUCUCACACACUGGGAACAGCUGGACUACGGCGUGCAGUUCACAUCAUCUAGAAAAUUCUUUACAAUCUCACCAAUCAUUUUGUAUUUUCUCGCCAGCUUUUACACGAAAUACGACACAGCUCAUUUUGUGAUAAACACAGCUUCGCUUUUGAGUGUUCUCAUCCCAAAACUGCCACAACUCCAUGGAGUCAGGAUCUUUGGAAUAAACAAGUAUUAAGGCCAGUGUUCAGAGGGCACAGACCAACUCGGAGCUGUUGCCUGAUGUGGGAGAGGAGAUAACCCUUUGUACUUUGUACCGCACUUGUGUACACUUAGCAGUUUUGUACAGUCUGUGUAAUUGUGAGUCUCUUUGUUUGAUAUAUCUUGAGAAAUUGUUGUAGGGACAUGUUAGGAGGACAAUUCCACAAGCAUUAAUAACUUAAGAUAUUUAAUGUGUUUUCGUUAGUUGUUUUGUGGUCCUUGUGGAUCUGGGCUGGCCCAGGUUUCAUGGUUGUUAUUUUUUUUUUUUUCUCCGUUAAUUAGUUUUUGUUUGUUCAAAUGUGCUCACAGCACUGAUACACUAAGAUAGUUUUAUGCUUUUAGCGUCACUUCACAUUUCUGAAUACAUUCAUAGAUAAUUCCAUGAAUUGACAAAAUGUGUUUUUAGAAUCAUUUAAAAGCCAUGAAACCGUUCUGCUGUUUCGUUAAUGUUAUCAUUGCUUCAGAGACAAAUAAAAAGUCAGUUUGCAUGA